This is a messenger RNA of Clunio marinus, 186 nucleotides long. Lineage: Eukaryota; Metazoa; Arthropoda; Insecta; Diptera; Chironomidae. The record is from the annotation of a GenBank genome assembly.
AUGAUAAAUAAAAUUGAGAAGACUGAAAUCUGUUUGAAUGUGGUGAUAAGCUGUGAUAAGAGUAAAGCUAGAAGCAAAAGAAAUACGCAUGCAUAUCGAAUGGAAGGGAAUUCAGCCUUGAAAGAAAUGAAAGAGAAAAGGGAAAUUGAUGACGCUAAUGACAAGGGGAAGAUUUAUUCCCAUUGA